GCGAAUUCAUAUGACACUUUGCGGCGUGAAGCUGAAAUCCACGAAUUCACUUUUUAGCAAAGCACAAAAGCAGCACGGGAGAAAUUGAUUACAAAAAUUCAGUUGCAAAUAAUUUCGGAUAUAAUAAAAAACAUAAAAUACAGUGCUUUUUAUUUUAGUGCCGUGUUUCACUCGAAUUGCUAUUGCAUUUUAUGAAUAUUGUAUUUUUCAAGAGGGGAUCAACCACGCUGUAAAAUUUAACUAAUAGUAAGACGUGUUAUUUAAUAAAACAUCAACAAAAUGGCUCGCGGACAUCAAAAAAUUCAAUCGCAAGCCAAGGCUCAAGAAAAACAAGCCAAAAUGAAGAAGCAGCAAGGCCACAGUGCCACUGAUCAGAAGAAGGCAGCACAAAAGGCGCUCGUUCAUGUAUGCGCGGUUUGCAAGUCGCAAAUGCCCGAUCCAAAAACGUACAAACAACACUUUGAGAAUAAACAUCCCAAAAAUGAGAUGCCGCUAGAUUUGAAGGAUGUAUAAGCGAAGUUGUGUUAACACUAUUGUCAGCGCUUCAGUUAUUCACAUUGACAUUGCCAAAAUCAUGAUAAAAAGUUUGAAUACACUUGUAGGAAUAUCAUGGAGUUACAUGAUCUACCCCGGCGAUGACGAAACUGAACUUUUUUUUUUAUUUAUUAAACAGUGAUUUUUUGGUAUACAAAAUUAGUGAAAUAUUUUUCUUUGCUACUUGAAAACAAACUAAUAAAAUGCACCCAAAAUUAAACAAAAAGAAAAAAAAAUAAUGCAUAAAUUUUGUAAUAGCACAUGUGUACAUACAUGCAUACGUGAAGUGGUUUGUUACUGCCGCGCUGCUGCUUUGCUUCCGAUGUCUUUAAACGCAAAAGAAAAAAACAAUAAAAACAAUUGCAAUUGAUUGCAGCCUUUUUUAUAAUAACUAUUACAUACCUACUCAAUUUCUUCUGGCAUUGCACGAUGAUAUUCUACAUACAUAUAUAUAUUUAAGAGUAAGAUUUUUAAAAAGCGCAAUUACAAAUGAAACCUUCAACCCAUUUGUGUAAAGCGUAGUAAAUGAUUAAUAUAAACGUAAAUACAUACAUACAUAUAAAUUUAGUAUUGUGUCAAACCAACAUACAUAAAUACAUACAUACACAAUUUUGUACUAUGUAAAUUGCACAUUCUCAUGAUGUUGCAAUUAAUUCCCACAUUGGCUCAUAUUCUCCUCUUGUGUAAAUUUGCCUAUGUAUUCUUAAAGUAGAGAAAUUAUGUUUUAAUUGAUAUAUGAUGAAAUUCAAUAAAUAUGAUUUGAAAAAGAACAG
Messenger RNA from Rhagoletis zephyria (snowberry fruit fly), 1307 nucleotides. RefSeq names its product zinc finger protein 706-like. The record is from RefSeq and is a predicted model, not a curated record. NCBI's taxonomy places the organism in Eukaryota, Metazoa, Arthropoda, Insecta, Diptera, Tephritidae.